GUGUGCUGAAAACUGGCGACGUCAUCUCUGGAGCAGGGCUGAUCAUGUCGUUGGCCUUCUCAGGCUUGGUCGUCUCGGACAAGAUCUUCUUCCAGCAGUUCGGCGUUCUCAUCAUCACGUCGGUGCUGCUGGACACGUUCGUUGUGCGAACCGUCUUGGUGCCCGCGCUGAUGCUUACGGCGCAGGAAUGGAACUGGUGGCCGCGCACCAUGCCGUCUGCCAUCCACGAUGUACUCGAGG
Symbiodinium sp. CCMP2456 is the source of this 240-nucleotide messenger RNA. NCBI's taxonomy places the organism in Eukaryota, Dinophyceae, Suessiales, Symbiodiniaceae. The record is from the annotation of a GenBank genome assembly.